AUGCCAACAAAAUUCCGCAAAAAUAUUUGGGUCAAAAGAGGAGAUUAUAUUUUAAUUGAACCGAUCAAAGAAGGCGACAAAGUCAAAGGAGAAAUAGUUAGGAUACUGACCAACGAACAUAUAAAGCAUUUUAGAAAGGAGAACGUUUGGCCCGAGGGAUUUAAAGAGGAAACAAGUAAGGAAGAAAAUAGCGAUGAUUUGUUUGUAAACAGAAAUAGACCUGUGAUUGACACUGACACCAGCAGUUCCAGCGAUAGUGAGGAGUCUUCCAACGAAGAGGAUAGUGAGCCUGAAUGUAAUAAAGGGACUAAAUCGAUAAAUUAA
This is a messenger RNA of Sitophilus oryzae (rice weevil), 324 nucleotides long. Its product is annotated as probable RNA-binding protein EIF1AD. Bases 1 to 324 code for a protein of 107 amino acids. The transcript has a single exon. The record is from RefSeq and is a predicted model, not a curated record. Lineage: Eukaryota; Metazoa; Arthropoda; Insecta; Coleoptera; Curculionidae. Gene Ontology annotation, biological process: translational initiation. Gene Ontology annotation, cellular component: nucleus. Gene Ontology annotation, molecular function: translation initiation factor activity; RNA binding.